AUGGAGCUUAACAUGAAUUUUAUUUGCUUUUAUAGUUUAGGAAUUUUACUCCUAUGCCAACAUCAUUAUUGCGAUGAACUUUCGACGCCAUCAUUAACAUCAUCAAGUGAUUUGGAGACGAAACAUUUAACGACAUUAAUUUCGACAACAAUUAAGCCACAAAACUCAUCAUCAACUACUACUCGGAAUGAAUUAAUACAAGUGAAAACUUCAGUUGUAAAGACAACGACAACUCACACCACUCGUCUUCAUCGCGUCACAAAUGCACCAAAUGACGAGACAAUUCUUGACGUCACAACGCCAAUAGAUGGUUUAUGCCUCAUGACUCAAUUCGAUGAGAAAUUCAAUGAUAAUUAUUUAAUUAAUUCAAUCAAUGGUGAUAUAAUCAUAACAAUUAUUUCACAUCGCUCAAAUAAUGCAACAGAAAUCAUAAAAUUUAUCAUCAAUCACAUCAAUGGAAUUGGACUAUUGGUUCAUAACGUUACGAUUGGUGUUCGAAUUGUACAAGUGGGAAGAGUGGAGAAUCUCUUGGAUAUACUUGAGAAUGAGAUCGAUUACUUGGAGCAUUGUGUUGAUAAUCCAUUC
Messenger RNA from Clunio marinus, 585 nucleotides. The record is from the annotation of a GenBank genome assembly. Lineage: Eukaryota; Metazoa; Arthropoda; Insecta; Diptera; Chironomidae.